Cherax quadricarinatus is the source of this 1965-nucleotide messenger RNA. Lineage: Eukaryota; Metazoa; Arthropoda; Malacostraca; Decapoda; Parastacidae. The record is from RefSeq and is a predicted model, not a curated record.
CUGGGGCGAGAUCGCUGCUCUGCUCCUGGGUGAUGCAGUUAUCUGGCUACACAGAGAUCAUUCGACUGGCUGCUUGUUUUGUCUUCUAUUGCUAUGUUAAGAGCUCUUCUUACCCAAGCAUUUCCUCAACAACGCUAUUCCGGCACUGAUACACGUCUUUUUGUUGUUGCAUUUAGUGUAGUGUAAAGGAAUAGAGUGAAACAUGCGCGGUAACUGCGACAACUGUCUGUGUUAUGAUCUCUGCUAAUUAAAAAUCAUUUGCAGAUUUAUUCGGUGACACAAAGUGUAUUUAAGGGAUGGUGUCUGCCUGGGUGACAGUACGUCACCAUACUGACGCAGCCCACAUAUGGGAUAGAACAGUAACAACCGUCUGAGUAUAUUAAUACCCACUUCCAUCACAAAUUUUCUUAUAAAAGUAGAAAGUAGACUGAAACAGCAUGACAAAAUUAGUAUUUCUGACAUCCAUGUGGAUUCUCAUGACGUCACAGUCGCAAGCCAGGAAUGGAAAAGAAAGUCCUAUGGUUAACGUGACAGCUGUGAUGGAGGGAGAAGCUCUACUACCCUGUGACGUCUCCACUACCUUGGAAGACGACCAUCCAGUCCUUGUUAUGUUUUAUAGCAAGGACUCGGGCACUCCCAUCUACACAGUUGACCUCAGGAACCGGCGGAUCACCCAGCCCAAACACCAACCACUCUCCGUGCUCAAAAACAGAGCCAGGUUUGACCUAACCCCAGGCCAUUCUGGUCUCUACCUGGAAACAGUCUGGAGCUCUGAUGAUGGUCUCUACCGCUGCAGGGUAGAUUUUAAGAAAUCCCCUACCCGCAACUCAAGAAUCUACCUCACAGUGAUAGUGCCACCAGACAGCGUACGAAUCCUGGACGUAAAUGCAAACGAGAUGAGCUCAACAAUUGGCCCCUACGUACUGGGGAUGACACUCACUCUCAAGUGUGUAGCCACAGGAGGUCGACCAGCACCGCGGGUGACGUGGUGGUCGGGGCACACUGAGGUGCCAGGAGAAGUAUUGGAGGCACCCAGGGAGGUGAUCAACACAUUGAGAGUGCCCUCACUCCAACGACACCACCUUCAUCACUCAUUCAUAUGCCAGGCCAACAAUGCUGAGUCGGCCGUCCCCGUCACCGCUGCUGUCACCAUUGACAUGACCUUGCCUCCUAUGUCCAUCGAUCUCAGGGGCGUUGAUGGACCAAUCUCCGCGGGAGUGGGUUUAACGAUGGUGUGUAUUGUGGUGGGGGCGCGACCCCCACCCACAGUAAGCUGGUGGCUGGAUGGACGACCACUGAAGUCCAGCGGAGAGAGACAACUGGACGAGGGUAACGUGACUGAGAGCAAGGUGGUGAUGGUAGCCACUCCUGAGGACCAGGGUCGUUACCUAUCCUGCAGGGCGGAAACUCCAGGUCUGCUUCAGUCAUCCCUCGAAGAUGGCACCAAGCUAGUUGUUCACUACGUUCCAGAGGUGCACAUCAGCCUGGAUUCACGCCUCCAGCUGCACGACAUCAAGGAAGGUAUGGACGUGUACUUCACCUGCUCCGUCUCUGCCCUUCCCGCUCCUACUGCCGUCUUCUGGUACCACAACAGUGAGCAACUUGGAGUCAAUAGUAGCAGUAGUAGCAGCAUCAGCAGCAGCGGGGUGGUUGUGGUGUCCAACAUGAGUCUAGUACUGCAGAAGGUGGAGCGUUAUACUUCGGGCAGUUACACCUGCAGAGCAAGCAACACUGAGGGCCAGGGUGUCUCCAAUCCCAUCCUGUUGCAGGUUAAAUACUCGCCUGUGUGUCGGCCUGGGCAGCGCUGGGUGUACGGAGUCGCUCGCAACGAGAUGGUUAACGUCACCUGUGAAGUGGAUGCCCACCCACAGCAAGUGACCUUCAGCUGGGUGUUCAACAACACCGUGGCGACCACCGACAUCCCCGAGGUUCACAUAACAGACAAUCUGACUCUUAGUAUGGUAA